AUGGAUAUCGGUGAAAAUGUAGAUUUUAUUAAGCUCAUUAAUAUAAAAGGUAACGUGGAUAACAUUACCCCACAUAAAAUAGCAGUUGUCGCUUUUAUAAGAGAGUAUGGAUUGUUAAAAAUUGAAGCAAAGGAGAUGUCUGAACGCACUAUAGCUCCAAAAUACAGAAAGGACUUUUGUAUACUCGCUUUAAAAUUAAUUCAGUGCCCUGAUAUGGAUUUUAAAGAGUUGGAAGCUCUACUUACUGAUGGAAGAUAUAAUUUGUUAAGUGUUCACUUACAGAACUUUUGUGUUAGAUUACAGAAUAUUUAUAUUAAUGGGAUAAAUGCUCUGAUGGACUGUGUAACAUCAAGUGUAGACAAGUUAAUGAUAGAGCAGUCAGAAGUUAAUCCUUGUGUUAUUCAUAGAUGCAGUGUUUUAGGUUUUUAUCUACGAAGAAUAAUGUUGUAUUCACAUAGACUAACUUUUGUGCAACUUGCUGCACUGUAUAAAUCCUUUUGUCAAUACUAUCAAAAAGGUAGACCAGGGCUUAUGAUAAGAUCUUUAAGCAAAGAGAAAUUAAAUAAUACUGAAUCACUAAAUGUGACAGCAUCCGCCUCAUUUUCUGUUGAUGAAUCUAAGCCGCAUGAUAUUUUUUCCAAAAUUAAUAUAGAAAAAGAUUUCAAUUUUGAAGAGUGCCAAUGGUCCCGUAAGCAAGCAGAUCUGUUUACUGCACAGCAAGCCAAUUUGUUACAAAUAAAUCCAAAGAUGGCACUACCACCAAAACAACUUCAAAAAAUGACAAUGCAAAUUAUUAAUGAUAUUCCAGAGUAUCCUGAUGUGCAUUUCCUCAGUUUCCUGAAUUGCUUGAGGAUGAAGGAAUUCUGCGGAGCGCAAGAAUCAUUAUACAACUGCUUUGAUCAUUCUUUGUUCAGUAGUAAUGUUAAUUUGGAUAAAAACAAAAUAUUUCGAUAUGCUGCUCUCAAUCGGGCAGCAAUGCAUACCCAGUUUGGGCAUAAACCUCUCGCAAUGGAAUGUGCGCGUGAGGCAUUAGCCAAAGCACAAGAAUCAGGUGACAGUGUAUGCAUGGCGAAUGCUGGCGCUUGGGGUGCUGUAGCGGGCGGUCGGGCCCGUCGUGCGGCGCUGCUCACGCGCAUGCCGCGUGCCCCACGACCAGCUGCGGCUGCCGCUCAACUCAUGGCAUUGCAUGCUGCGCUUAACUCUGCAAAACCAUCCGAAGUUUUCCAAAUUAUCAAUAGGGGCGAUUCUAUAAAUUACAUGCAUUCAUUGAUAGACUUGACCAUGGCUGGUUUGGCUCAUACUGCUGCAUUAUGGGGUCUAUAUGGCAAGACUGAGAUGGCUUCCAUAAACUGCCAGCUGCUUCUGAAUUUAAAUACAAAAUGCAAGAUAGGCAUGGGCAGCGCAUGGCAGUGGGGCGACUCAAGUACGACGGCCGGAGCGGGUACAGUGAGCGUAGCUGCUUGGCGGGGGAACUCGGCUAUCGCGGCCGCCCUGGCGUCGCACUUCCAAACUCCAAGAGCUCGCGGUCUCUCAUUGCGAUAUCAUGCUACAUUCGCUCUUAGAGCAGGUAAAUGGGAAGAAGCAGAGCAGAGUAUUCGAGAACUGGCAUCUUUCGAUAGAUGGGAGAGCCAGUUGCUUAGAGCGGAAAUGUUCUUCCUAAAGGGGGACCCGACGGACGCCCUAGACACAUUACACGAUAUUUUGGAUCAUUGCAAAACAGAAGAUGACAGUCUUCAUUACAUUUCACUUCGUUUGAAAGCAAUGAUUAUGGAAGCCGAAGUGCAGCAUGCCUUUAGCAGAAUUCAAUCUACCAAUAUAAUGUUGUUAAACGAAGCACUGACUCUAGCGACGACGUAUCAUAUGCAUUACCUUGCGGCUACAGUAGAAAUGCAUAUUGCCAAUUUACAAUUGCAUAUGGGGUGUUCCAAGAAUGCACUAACUUUAGUGAGAAAAGUGUUGCCUACAAUUAUGGAAAAUGGGAGUGCGUACGAUAUAGCCAGAGGAAUGCUACUUUAUACAAAAUGUCGAAUAGCUACAGCUUCUCCUGUAGGCGAUGCGCGCCAACAGGUCUUACAAUCUUGCUGUGAAGCUUUGGACGUAGUGAAAGAACAUUUUUCUAAAGUUGGCGCAGUUAGUCGUCUGUUACAUACUUGGUAUUUACAGGCUAGGCUCUAUCACGACAUUGGUAAUAUUGCAGCGCGAAAUCAAUGCGCGUGGAUGUUCAGACAACUAGAAUCUCAAAUACCUUUAGAAAACAUACAGAUGACUCACAUAGUAUACUAG
Leptosia nina is the source of this 2283-nucleotide messenger RNA. The record is from the annotation of a GenBank genome assembly. NCBI's taxonomy places the organism in Eukaryota, Metazoa, Arthropoda, Insecta, Lepidoptera, Pieridae.